This is a messenger RNA of Didymodactylos carnosus, 86 nucleotides long. NCBI's taxonomy places the organism in Eukaryota, Metazoa, Rotifera, Eurotatoria, Philodinida, Philodinidae. The record is from the annotation of a GenBank genome assembly.
AUGAAUGCCAAUGGUCAUCGACCAAUUGAAACAUGUGUAUUAUAUGAUGAUAAACCCUAUUCGGUCUUACAAACAUUUUUAAAACU